This is a messenger RNA of Trichobilharzia szidati, 4286 nucleotides long. The record is from the annotation of a GenBank genome assembly. Lineage: Eukaryota; Metazoa; Platyhelminthes; Trematoda; Strigeidida; Schistosomatidae.
AAUUGCAUUAUGUCCCUAAAAAAAUUACAGUUUAAAGAUUCUAUUGAACCUGGCAAUAAACCCAUUGCUUUGAUGAUGACCAUUUCUCCCAGCUACAAAAUUCAGUUUCUAUAAUAUAAAAACAACUAUCUUUCUUUUUCUUUCAGGCUCAGCACUAAAUAGUGAUGACCGACUAUAUUCCUUCGAAUAUACGUCUAAAGAACAAAGACGGUGUGAUUAGUGUCGUACGAAGUAAACAGCCAACAGCAACAACAGUAAAGUCAAAACUUGCAAGCCGAAAAGUGGUUUUUGAAAAUCCGAUUUGUUUAAAUGACAAUUGCAGUGAUGUUAACCAACCAUCGGUUGAUAACGGAUUCGGUCAUACAAAUGUCGACAGUCAGAUUUUUAAUAAUAAUACUGAAGAUCAGGAGAAUAUACUUCAUGAUGAAGAAUCAUUUGAUUUAAAGGAACAAGUUAAAGACUUGUCCAUGCAGUUAGAAGAAAUCUGUAAAUAUGCACGUUCAUCUGUGAAUGAAAAUGGUGACUGUUUCUGUCAUGAACUUGUUGGAGGAAAGUGUCUUCUACCACUAAAUGAUGCCUAUAACACAAUAACACCAAGAUUAAUAACUCCACCUGAGGUAUGGGUUUCUAAACCUGAUUGUUGUCAAUCAUGUACUGUACCAUGUCGUGCUAAAGUGUGUGUUCCGGAGUCUGAAAGCCCUAUACACAGUCCAAAGAAAACACAACCGAUUGUUGAUGAAAAAUCACUACAGGAUAAUCUUAAUGAUAUAAAGCAUCGUUUAUCUCUGUUACAAAAUGACUGCACAAAUAAAACUUUACCGUCUACUCCAAGUAAAGCAGAACGUGAUGUUGAUGAACAUUUGGAAAAAUUAAAUCGACAGAAUCUAUCACAACGGAAAUUUCUUGUCCCAACGUCUACAGAAACAUCAAAAUAUAGAAAUAUACCAAUAAGAUCCCAAAUGAAACAAAAAGCAUUACCUAAUCAACAAUCUGUGAAGUUAAAUCUAAAAUCAAAGUUACCAGACAGACGGUUAGAGUCAUCGCAACGAAAUACAAAUUUCUCAAGACAAAAGCCAGUCGUCUCACCUUACAACAACUCAAAAAUCUCCAGGAAUACUUCUAGACACCAAAGUCAAAUGGAAUCUUCGAAUGUGAAAGUUACAAGCCCUAUGAAUAUCAAUGAUAAUAACAUUGAUGAUCCCGAAAUAACAUUGAACAAACUAGAAAGUUACUUGGGAAAUUCUGAAAUUGUCUUAGAUUCCAAAACUCAAGAAGUUGAAAGUAAAAGUCUUGAUGAAGAAAUUAAACUUGGCCAGACAAAAGAAAUGCUCAGUGAACUUCGCACAAUUUAUCAAGAAGUCAAGGAAUUAUUACUGAACGUCCGUAAUCAAGUGAAUGAAAACACCGAUGUGAAAACUGGACAAACGGAUGUUGAUACAAAUAUCGAUCCACAUGUGGUCCUGUCAAACUCCCAACCUGUACUUACUCCUGGCAGUCUGCUGCCCAGUAUUCGACUUGCCAUGGAAUAUUCUGGUAAAUCAAUGGCAACGCCUGAUGAAAUCUCCCAAGUUAUAUCUGAUUUGCCUGAUGAUCCGAUUGUUAAAGCUACAACAGCCCUAAUUGAUGUAAAUCGAAGACGUAAUAAUUUAGAAAAUAAUCUCGCUACAUUAGAAUCUUCUCAUACUGAUCAGUCAAUAUUUGGAUUAUUAGAUUUAAUGAGUAAAGAUAAAUCAUCGGCUGAGAAAGCUCGUAUACAAGCUAUGAUCAAUGACGCCAUUGAUAAGGUUACACAAGAAAAAAAACUUGAACAUCCUACUUCUUUUACUCGAAUGUCAAGACCAAGCACUAAAAUCACUAAUCAGCCUAAAUCACGAAGUAUUACGCAGUCAAAAGCAGCAACUACCAAAGAAGCAUCAAAACCUUAUACUUCUCCAUCUAAAUCAAGAAAUAUUGUCGAAUUAUUUCAUCACUCCAAACUAUCUUCUACUGAUCGUUCCCCAUCACCUGUUACACUCACCUAUCCUUGGCGGUUGAAUAGGCGACGAGCUAAGCGCCCAUUAUAUCCACGUUCAAUUAAUGAUCCUGUUAGACCACGCACGGCUGUUUUACGUUUAAGUGAUGAAAAUCUGGCAGGAAUUUCAUCUCCACGUGAACGUAUGUCAAGAACAAAUACAAAGGUUGUACGAUUUAUAGACGAUGACCACUAUGGACAGAGUGAAUCAGGUGAAUCACAACAAAUGUAUAUUCCAAGUUCAGAGAAACUGGCUAGAAUGCAAACGAACACGUCAACUAAGUCUAAGUUUGGCAUUAUUCCACUAGGCAUGUAUCAAUAUUCCGUGUCAAUACCAUCUAAACAAACAUCUGAACAGUUAAAUAGGGAAAUCACCACCAACUCACCCGAUUUACUUUAUGAAAAGGGUAUUGGAUUUAAUUUUCGAUCGAAUCAAACUUCUGGACAACAUGAGGAUGAUGCCAACAGGAUAACACGUACAGAUUUGGAAGACAGAAUUCUAUCACGCCUUAUGCUUCAGGUUUCUGAGCAGCUGACAAAGAAUCAGUCCCAAAGUCAAGAUGCUUCUUCAAAGGAGAAUCUACAACAAUUGGUUGAAGCCGCUUUAUUAGAACGUCUUGGAUCAAUACUUUCUCCUCCUCCGUCAGUUAGUCCUUACCCAUCUGCUCAACAUCCACGUCUCAAUACACCAUUUUCGUCCCCUGAACGUUCUACUUGUUUAGAUGCACCUCAUGUACGUACUCCAAUGGAUAGUCCUAAUAAGGGUGAAUUACCCUACCCUGUUACACCAAGUGGUAUGGAGACAAAAACUUCAGAUCCAACAUUGAAAUGGCAGCCUUACAAUCCAGAUGAAGAAAGUAUUUUCAGGAAUGCUGGUUCACCACUACCUGUUCGCCGUAAUAUCCCAACACCUGAUCCAUCAUGCGUUGAUAAUUAUAGUCUCAGGUCCAGAAUACGUUCGCAUUCGUCAAGUCCUGUCAAACAAAAAUCCGCUAUGGUCUCACCCAUUCCAUUUAGUCCAAGAAAAACAAUAUCUGAAAAAAGUGUUUCUGAAAAAUCAGCCGAUGUCACAGUAGGAUCGCGAACUUCAAAUAUAAGCACUGUAGAACGAACAAUAAGCUCAUCAUUCAGUGAACCGUUUAGUCUUACUGCACCAGAUACAUUCAGUGAUGGAAUGUGGUUGCUGGAUCGUUCUGAGGGUGAAGCACCAUAUCCAACAUCAUAUAACAAGUUGAAGGCGAUUAUGUCUAAAAUGGAACCAAUUCAAAGUUCAACUAAACGAAACAAUUCAUUAACACUGACAUUCAGUAUUUCAAAAAGUACAAACUCCACCGAUAGUUCUGCGUCUUCUCCUUCAAGAACCAGUAAAACACAAUCACAAAAAGAACAAAUAAGUCCAGGUCAAUUUCCAGAUGCUCUGAAUACUGAUCGUCUUAACCGUAAACACUUAAAUCCACUUAAUAAUCCUAUGCUUCAUGUUUUGGCUUUGAAAAAUUCGAAUAAUUUCAAUAAAAAUCAACUACCACACUAUGAACGUAAAGAAUUGAAGAAAUUAAAAGAAAAGUUAAAAGAAAAGCACAAAUCUGUCAACAGUAUUGUACAUACACAUAGUCUUGAAGGCUUACCUAGUCUUUCUGGUAGUUCAUCACCAUCAGUCAAAGUAAAACAAUCAAAUUUGAAUAAUUCUCAGCGAAAAUAUCAUCCAGUCAAAUCAAAGUCUGCUGGUGUUGAUGUUAAAUUCAAUGAUGAGUCGUCUAAAUCAUUAGGCGAAGUGAAACCAAAAUUAUCACUGCAUGAACCGACAAAAAAGAUGACUUCGAAGAAAAAAAAGAAUCAUUCGAUUGGUGAAGAUGAAACUAAAGUUUCAAUGUUACGUCAAGUUGAACUUGUACAUUCCGAUGACGAUGAUGAUGAUGAUGACGAUGCAACAACAAUCGAUGAUGAAGCCUACGAUGAAGAUGAUUUACCACCUGGUGAACGGAACAAAACUGAUUUAUUACGUAGUAAUGUCAGUGAAAGUGGUGAAAUUCCCCUUGGUAGUUUACGACUAGAUCAUACACAUUCAUCAACAACAACAUACUACAACAAUCCAAGAGAUGAUAUAAAUGUAGCACGUGAAAUAGUUGCCAAAGUGCUUCGUGAUACAAUUGACCUUGGUCAGCGUUCUGGAGAGGAUUCAUCCACUAAUUAAAACUGUAUUCAGAUCUUAAACCUUUUAAUUCGUUUUCAAUAUUAUUUCUAAAUUAGAAAAGUGAAAUAAAAUUUAUGAACAGUC